Messenger RNA from Momordica charantia (bitter melon), 2378 nucleotides. Its product is annotated as auxin transporter-like protein 2. Lineage: Eukaryota; Viridiplantae; Streptophyta; Magnoliopsida; Cucurbitales; Cucurbitaceae. The record is from RefSeq and is a predicted model, not a curated record.
GGUUAGGUUGAGAGGUUAUCGAUGAGAACAACGUCCAGGUCGCUGUUGUUUACCAAAUUCACUUUCAUCUAACAAUCUAAAGAAUCGAAUCACCAAGUGGUUUACAAACCCAUUUCGGUGUUUCGUCUCUCUCACUCUCACUUCCAUCGCUUUCUUAUAUUUCCACUUCUUCAAUCUUCUCUGUUUUCCCUUUGAUUUAUAUUCACUAUUUGUAUAUUUCAACGAACCCACCAAACAAAAAAAAAAAGAGAAGAGAAGAGAAAAAAAGACUGAACUCAGCCAACUGAUCGAUCUUCUUUCUUUCUUUCUUUUGUUCUGCUCUUCUUUUGAGGCCUCUCGCCGUCUUUGAAUUCGGCGGUGCCUUUAUUUUUCCAUUUCUGGGGAAUUUGGUGGCGCAUUAAAGUUGGGGCUUUGAAUUGAAUCCAGCUUUUUUCUUUUUUUCCUUCUUUUUUCUCAAACGCAUUUAAGGCCUCUUUUGGAAGCCAGCAGCGGCUCUGUUUUCUGAACUCCCUCUUCAUUCAGACCCUUUCUUCGUGUUUUGUUUUUAUUCAAUUUGAAAACUACACUCGGGGAUUUGGGUUUUGUUUUUGUUUGUAAGGCCGAUCUGGGUUCUCUUCAAUCUUUCUUUACACGAAAGAGACAUUUCGAGCAAAGUGUCCUAUUAUCCAGGAUUUCAACACAAUGUUGCCUCAGAAGCAAGCAGAGGAAGCCAUAGUUCCCAACUUGAACGAAACAGAGCAUGAUGGCAAACAAGAAGACAAAGAAUCUCAGCCCAUUUUCAGCGUCAAAAACCUCCUCUGGCAUGGCGGCUCCGCUUGGGACGCCUGGUUCAGCUGCGCUUCUAAUCAAGUAGCGCAGGUUCUGUUGACGCUGCCAUAUUCAUUUUCCCAGCUGGGAAUGCUGUCUGGGAUCUUGUUUCAAAUCUUCUACGGAAUAAUUGGGAGCUGGACUGCAUAUUUAAUCAGUGUUCUUUACAUUGAAUACAGAAGUAGGAAGGAGAAGGAGAACGUGAGCUUCAAAAACCAUGUGAUUCAGUGGUUCGAAGUGCUGGAUGGGUUAUUGGGUCCUUAUUGGAAAGCCGCUGGACUCGCAUUUAACUGUACUUUCCUCUUGUUUGGAUCAGUCAUUCAGCUCAUUGCUUGUGCUAGCAAUAUAUAUUACAUCAAUGACCAUUUGGACAAGAGGACUUGGACUUAUAUUUUUGGAGCUUGCUGCGCCACAACGGUUUUCAUACCUUCUUUCCACAACUACCGGAUUUGGUCAUUUUUGGGGCUUGGAAUGACCACUUACACCGCGUGGUACAUGGCCAUCGCCGCCAUCGUUCACGGCCAGGUUGAGGGCGUGCAGCACUCUGGCCCGAAGAAGCUGGUUCUGUACUUCACCGGCGCCACCAACAUUCUUUACACCUUCGGCGGCCACGCCGUGACUGUUGAAAUUAUGCACGCCAUGUGGAAGCCGCAGAAAUUCAAGUACAUCUACUUGAUGGCCACGUUGUAUGUUUUCACCUUGACGAUUCCGUCUGCCACCGCCGUCUACUGGGCCUUCGGCGACGAGCUUCUGAACCACUCCAACGCCUUCUCCCUCCUCCCCAAAUCCGGCUUCCGUGACGCCGCCGUGAUCCUCAUGCUCAUCCAUCAGUUUAUUACGUUCGGUUUCGCGUGUACGCCGCUGUACUUCGUGUGGGAGAAAGUAAUUGGAAUGCACGAUACGAAGAGCAUUUGUUUGAGAGCAGUGGCGAGGUUGCCAGUGGUGAUUCCAAUUUGGUUUUUGGCCAUUAUUUUCCCCUUCUUUGGGCCAAUAAACUCGGCCGUUGGCGCUCUUCUGGUCAGCUUCACGGUCUAUAUUAUCCCCGCAUUGGCUCAUAUGCUCACCUACAGAAAGGCCUCCGCUCGACAGAAUGCGGCGGAGAAGCCCCCGUUCUUCCUUCCGAGCUGGGUCGGAAUGUAUGUGUUGAACACAUUUGUUGUGGUGUGGGUUCUUGUGGUCGGGUUCGGGUUCGGGGGUUGGGCCAGUAUGACCAACUUCGUUAGGCAAGUCGACACCUUUGGGCUCUUUGCGAAAUGCUAUCAAUGCAAGGCUCCGCCACCCUCCACGGUGGCUGCUGCACCUCAUCAUUGAACCGGCCACCGUGCUUCGGCUUCGUCCUCGUCUUCCCCUCCAUAUUUUGUAUCAUACCAAUGGGUGAAAAUCACUAGCUUCUUGCCCAUGUUCUUCUCGUGAGUGUGUUAGAUUUUUCAGUUUUUUCCCCUUAGUGUGCUGAAUCGUAGUGAUUCUCAUGAAAGUCAAAUCGUUGGCUCAAUUUAGCUAAGUAUAUUAUUUAAUAUACUAUACUUGUAGCUUACUUUAUAUUUUCUUUAAAAAAUAUCUUCUUAUUACCA